Messenger RNA from Schistosoma bovis, 1268 nucleotides. The record is from the annotation of a GenBank genome assembly. Lineage: Eukaryota; Metazoa; Platyhelminthes; Trematoda; Strigeidida; Schistosomatidae.
UUCAGAUAAGUCAAGUUCUCCAUUUCACUUUCUCAAGGUGAUGAUAGCUACUUUGCGAAUUGUACAAGUUUGCAGAAAGACUUUGUUUAAAUAUGUAGAGUAUACAUUUCUAUGGUGUUAAAUUAGUCCGCAUAUAUGAACUUACUGCGCUAUCAAAUAAUUUUACUGGUGCAGUUUUUGUUAAUAUUAUAUGAUUUGUUUGCCAAUGCAUCCUCUGAAUUGUUUAGUCACGUUAAUGUUAAUCUUUCAGUUAUAUAUGUGUAAGAACAUUACAAUAUGUAAUUAUUUAUUUCAUCCUAGCGUUCAGGACCUAUGUAUACUUUUCUGUAGUUUGAUUUUUUGCCUACUUCUAUCUAGCACGUUCGUUUUUCAAGCGGGCUAUAUAAAUCUUCUCUUGUCACAAUUCAAAGAUGCUAUACUCGUUACAUUGUGCUAUCUGAUUUUGAGUAUUUCUUUACAUUGCUGGGGAGCGAUAUCGAGAUGGAACGAUCCUGCUAAGAUGCCAUCUUCAGUCGGAUACCAAAUACUCUAUGCUUUUCAGAGGACAUAUAAAUGAAACAACUUUUUAUUUAUAUCACUCCUGGAACUUUUGGUGCAUCUUUUGUUCAGUUUAUUCCAACAAUACAGAAGUAAUGAAAAAACUUUACUUACUGACCACCUAGUGUUUAAAAAUCGGUCAACUUGUUGUUCUAUAUAUUUUAUGUGCUGGUUUAUCCUUUCAGUGAACUCAGUAGCUGAGUAGAUAACGCGAUGACGUUUGAAGUGAAUGAUACUUGGUUCGAGUCCCAGAGUGAACAUCAUCUCUCUGAGAUGCAGGUUAUUCUUUCAGUAAAUCAAUACUGAUCCUUCACAAAACAAUAUAAAAUUGUUAUUCAUUUUAAUUCCUUUCAUAUAAUAAAAUUUCAGUCUAAAUGGUGAUUGAAAAAUAUGAUUAUUUAUUGUAAUGUUCUCAUAACAUGUAAUAACCAUCUUAUCCGUGUAUCUUACUUAAAUGUUCAAUGUCUAAAUUAAGCUUCAUAUACUUUUGGUUAAUGGUCAUUAAUUAGACAGGAAAACCUUCAGUAUUUAUAAUGAACAUAAUUUCCUAAACGUAUUAUUUGACUAAAUUGUUUCAACUAUGAAAUAUAUUUCAACCUUUCCAGAUAGAUCUAUUUUGUGCAGUUGAAACAAGUUAUCUGAAGUUCAUUAUCCAACUUAAAUCAAUAAUCGGAUACUGUAUUUAAUUAAUGAUCAUUGGUAAAACUUUAUACAAAUACAGUGAGUUGUUU